AUGGCUUUUAAGGUGAAGGUGGCCAUUGUACUUAUUCUCGUGACGCUAGUAUCGUCUUCAAGAGCAACGUCUGAUGACGAUGUGAUUCUCUAUUUCCCGGCGUCUGAUACGCUGAAUGCGGCCCCUGGCUGGCCGAACCGAUAUCUGAGGUCAACCGAAUAUUUAACAACGACCAAUGAGGGCAACGGCGAAGAGAGGGGAGUCAUGCCGGAGAUCCUUACUAAAAUGGGAUGGGAAAAAUGGCAUGUCGAUACCUUGCCGCUGAUUCUGAAAGAAAGCGAGGCCGUGCCAUUAACCAGAAAAGUAAGCGGGAUGAAACUAAGAAUUUCUAAAGUCUUGAAGAAGUGGUGGGCUUCUGUCAUGAAUUAUAUCUUGCGCAAAGAUGAUGAGGUCAAGCAUCUUGUCCAAAAUAGAUCUCCAGAAGAUAUUCACAAGCUUUUGGGACUUCCAAAAGGCCCCGCCCUCUUUGAGAGCCCACUAGUAUGGAUUUGGCUGGAGUACACGAUCAGAGUCGGCAAAGAGAAGUCCGUAGACACCAUGAGCUCUCUAAAGAAAAUACUCGAGAGCGAUGAUGCGGUUGAAAAGAUGUUUAAGGGUGUGCGUAAGCGCAAGUAUUUUGAUAUGACGGUACCCGUGACGGAAUUGAAAAUAAUUUCUACUUUAGAAAAACAAGGGUAUUCUGAUGAAAGAAUACAGGAAAUGCUCAACUAUAUCCACGCCGCCAAACCAAAAAGCACUUGA
This is a messenger RNA of Peronospora farinosa, 741 nucleotides long. The record is from the annotation of a GenBank genome assembly. NCBI's taxonomy places the organism in Eukaryota, Oomycota, Peronosporomycetes, Peronosporales, Peronosporaceae.